GCCAACUCAAAGUUGCCUUGUUGGUCAUGCCAGCGAGCCUAGGUUCUCAGCUGUACAAUGCUGCGUGCGAUGGUCGCACCAACGACGUCCAGCGCCUGCUCAAGGAAGGCGCUGAUGUCCACUGGGCCAACGAGAACGGGGUGACGGCGCUCUUUAUUGCUGCAUACAACGGGCACGACGCCGUCGUCAAGACGCUCCUCGGUGCCAACGCAGCUGUGAAUGAAGCUGUCAGCAAUGGAUGGACGCCGCUCUAUAUUGCUGCGGGCAACGGGCACGACGCCGUCGUCAAGACGCUCCUCGAUGCCAACGCAGCUGUGGAUCAAGCGGACAGCGAUGGAGCGACGCCACUCAUGAUUGCGACGUUAUGCGGCCAUCUCGAAGCAACUAAACGUCUUCUCGAUGCCGGCGCGGACGUGAAUCGGAGUCUUCAAGUCAAUGACAGUUAUGAAGGCCAAAACAUCUUGGCGGGUGCAACGCCGCUUCUACUGGCCGUCCAGUUUGGCCACAUUGAUGUGACUCGGGCUUUGCUGCGUCAUCAUCCCAACCUCCCAGCCACCGAUGCUGACGGCAACACGGCCCUUGCGAUGGCCACGCAGCGUGGGCACACGACUAUCGUGCGCCUCCUGCAAGAGCACGCCAGCAACACCCCAAGUGCUCCACCAACGCCACCAGUCCCAGCAACUUCCAAGGCGAAGGAGACGGAGCUCAUGCAAGCCGUGGUUGCAGGCAAUGUUGCUGUCACCACAGCACUGUUGGAUCAAGGCGUUGAUUCUCGCGUCACGAAUGAGCAUGUCGAUGGUCUACUUCACCUUGCAGUGCGCCAUGGCCACACGCAGCUGCUCCAGAUGCUCUUGCGCCGCCCCGACGUGUCAUCGGUCGACUGCAAUAACGAUGGCGAGACGCCACUGGUGUUAGCGAUCAAGCUGCGCCACCGCCGGUUCCCACACCAAAUUUACAACGUCGUUCACCAAAUCGCCGACGAUGUGCCCGAGACUGCGAUUCAGAUCAAUGCAAACGCUCUCCUCGGCGACGGCGGCUUUGGCUACGUGCACAAAGGCAUGUACAAGAACGAGCUUGUCGCAGUCAAGUCGGCUAAAUACGCGGCCGGCGCCAAUGACCUUUACGCCGAAAUCAAUGUCAUGCAAACGUGCAACUCGCCGUACUUGCUGGAGCUCAAGGCGUGCGGCGAGGAGCUUUUGGACGACGCUGAGAAGCUGCGUAUCCUCUCCCGUCGCUUUGAUCUUGCGACCAACGCGGCGUGAGCUUCAGUGUCCAUAGCGUCUUUGUCAUUUCAUUUUACGUCCGGC
This is a messenger RNA of Saprolegnia diclina VS20, 1307 nucleotides long. RefSeq lists its product as hypothetical. Lineage: Eukaryota; Oomycota; Saprolegniomycetes; Saprolegniales; Saprolegniaceae. The record is from RefSeq and is a predicted model, not a curated record. The transcript has 13 exons. Gene Ontology annotation, molecular function: protein kinase activity; ATP binding; protein binding. Gene Ontology annotation, biological process: protein phosphorylation. Bases 27 to 1262 code for a protein of 411 amino acids.